Messenger RNA from Octodon degus (degu), 2332 nucleotides. It is a transcript of the gene Ctss, whose product is annotated as cathepsin S. The record is from RefSeq and is a predicted model, not a curated record. Gene Ontology annotation, cellular component: lysosome. The transcript has 8 exons. Gene Ontology annotation, biological process: immune response. Gene Ontology annotation, molecular function: cysteine-type endopeptidase activity. The coding region runs from base 121 to 1143 and encodes 340 amino acids. Lineage: Eukaryota; Metazoa; Chordata; Mammalia; Rodentia; Octodontidae.
ACUUCCUCAUCCUGGACACUCAUGUGACAAAGUCCAAUUUCUUUUUAUAGUUAAUUCAGCUGAAGUCUCUUUACUGCCUUUGAAAUCUUCGGAGCGAGCUCACCAAUUCACCGCCUCGUUAUGGGAGCGUCUGCCGGUUUUGCCAUAAUGAAGUGGCUGGCGUGGGUGUUUGUGGCGUGCUCUUCGGCGAUGGCACAGCUGAGUAAAGAUCCUACACUGGAUCACCACUGGCAUCUCUGGAAAAAAACCUAUGGAAAGCAAUACCAGGAAAAGAAUGAAGAAGAAGUGCGGCGGCUCAUCUGGGAGAAGAAUUUAAAGUUUGUGAUGCUUCACAACCUGGAACAUUCAAUGGGAAUGCAUUCAUAUGACCUGGGCAUGAACCACCUGGCGGACAUGACCAGUGAAGAAGUUCUGUCUCUGAUGAGUUCCUUGAGAGUUCCCAGCCAAUGGCCUCGAAAUGUCACUUUCAAAUCAGUUCCUAAUCAGAAACUGCCCGAUUCUGUGGACUGGAGAGAAAAGGGGUGUGUUACUGAGGUGAAAUACCAGGGUGCCUGCGGUGCUUGCUGGGCCUUCAGUGCCGUGGGAGCCCUGGAAGCGCAGGUGAAGCUGAAAACCGGAAAGCUGGUGUCUCUCAGUGCACAGAACCUGGUGGACUGCUCAACUCAAAAAUAUGGAAAUAAAGGCUGUAACGGCGGCUUCAUGACGGAGGCCUUCCAGUACAUCAUCGAUAACAACGGCAUUGACUCAGAAACCUCCUAUCCCUACAAAGCCAUGGAUGAAAAAUGCCAUUAUGAUUCAAAAAAUCGCGCUGCCACAUGCUCAAGUUACACAGAACUUCCCUAUGGCAGUGAAGAAGCCUUGAAGGAAGCCGUGGCCAAUAAAGGCCCAGUGUCUGUUGCUAUUGAUGCGAGCCAUUCUUCAUUCUUCCUCUACAAAAGUGGUGUCUACUAUGACCCCUCCUGUACUCAGAAUGUGAAUCACGGCGUAGUUGUGGUUGGCUAUGGUAACCAUGAUGGGAAAGACUACUGGCUUGUGAAAAACAGCUGGGGCCUCUACUUUGGUGAUCAAGGAUAUAUUUGGAUGGCAAGAAAUAGUGGAAAUCAUUGUGGAAUCGCCAGUUAUGGCUCUUACCCAGAAAUCUAGAAGAUCUCUUCAUUUUAAAACAAGUCAAGGAAAUGAAAAACUGUCUUUUAAUUUUAUCUGCUGUACACAUGUCAUGAUCAGUGUAUGUUUAGCAUACUAAUUAGAAAACAUAGUUUGCUUCUUCACUUUAUAACAUUGAAUAUCUCUUUAAAAAAGUUUGCAAAGUAAAUUAAUAAUGUGCUAUAGAUAUUAAAAGUAAGGACCAGGGAGAUAGCAUAAGUGCCUGCCUGGCAAGUGCAAGGUCCUGAGUUCAAUCCGUGGCACCAAAAAAGCAAAAAACAAGAAAACUACCUUACCUGAAACCUUUUAUAACUUCCUGACCUAAGAGAGCUCAAUAAAUCUAUCAUUUUAAAUUUCUAAAAUUGCCACAUACUCUAUUCAAGUUAUUCUUUGUUAACUAUUAGACUCACUUAUGAAAAUGUUCAUUGCUCUACAGCAGUGAUGGGUCAUACAAAUUGUAAUAGAAAAUAUUAGGUUAUAAAUAUCCUGAGGGCAUAAUCAUCAAUGCACAUAAAAGAAUUCAAUAAAUAUUUUUAAAAUUAAAUCAAGUUAUGGUACAGUACACAACUGCUUAGAAGUUAAGCAGUUUUCAAACAGCUUGGAAGAAUUAUUAUUUUUGUUUAUCUCUGCAGGGCUGGGAAUCAAACCCAAGGUCUUCCCCAUAGUAGGCAAAUGCUCCAAAGCAGCUACAAAGCUUUGGCCCAGGAUGAAUUAUUUUAAUAAUCAACAUUUUAAUAUAUUAGUUCAAAUUAUUUUCACUGAAGCAUCAACAAGUCAACCAAGGCCUUUUUUGGGCAAAUAAUUGAGUCAACCAAAAUAAACUGAUUUCUUUUUUUUUUUUUUUUUUUCAGAACCGGAGACUGAUUUCUUUUAAAAUGCUUCACUAUAGUACUUACAUUUUUGUCUAAUCCCAAUGAAUCUUCCUCAUAAUUGCUCCAAAUUAGUAGAUAGGCCAUGAACAGGUAACAUGAAUUUUAAAUUUUAUACAUUCAAGCUUAUGAGAUGAAAAAUGUAUAGGAUGACAUCAUUAAUAUAUGCUAAACUGACCUUAAAAUGAUUCACUGUCUUUGUUUCCCUCUCCAUAAAACACAUUUUGAGGAAUAAAAAUUGACUGGUACAUGCCUAUGAUCUCAGCAUUCAAGAGGCUGAAACAGGAGGAAUAGUAUGAGUUUGAGGCUAGCCUGGGCUG